Molecule: messenger RNA, 2346 nt
Organism: Suncus etruscus (white-toothed pygmy shrew)
Lineage: Eukaryota; Metazoa; Chordata; Mammalia; Eulipotyphla; Soricidae
Gene: RIPK4
Product: receptor interacting serine/threonine kinase 4
Exons: 8
Coding region: 1-2346 (781 amino acids)
Biological process (GO): protein phosphorylation
Cellular component (GO): cytoplasm
Molecular function (GO): protein binding; protein kinase activity; ATP binding
Source: RefSeq, a predicted model, not a curated record
AUGGAGGGCCAUGGCGAGGGUUCGGGGCCCUGGGCGCUGGGGCUGCUGCGGACCUUCGAGGCGUCCGAGUUCGCGGGCUGGGAGAAGGUGGGCUCGGGGGGCUUCGGGCAGGUGUACAAGGUGCGUCACGUCCACUGGAAGACAUGGCUGGCCAUCAAGUGCUCGCCCAGCUUGCACGUCGACGACAGGGAGCGGCUGGAGCUGCUGGACGAGGCCAAGAAGAUGGAGCUGGCCAAGUUCCGCUAUGUGCUGCCCGUCUACGGCAUCUGCCGUGAGCCCGUGGGGCUGGUGAUGGAGUUCAUGGAGACGGGCUCGCUCGAGAGGCUGCUGGCCACGCAGCCGCUGCCCUGGGAGCUGCGUUUUCGCAUCGUGCACGAGACGGCCGUGGGCAUGAACUUCCUGCACUGCAUGGCACCGCCGCUGCUGCAUCUGGACCUCAAGCCGGCCAACAUCCUGCUGGACGCCCACUACCAUGUCAAGAUUUCUGACUUCGGCCUGGCCAAGUGCAGCGGCCUGUCACACUCCCAUGAGCUCAGCAUGGACGGGCUGUUCGGUACAGUGGCCUACCUGCCGCCCGAGCGCAUCCGCGAGAAGAGCCGCAUAUUUGACACCAAGCAUGAUGUCUACAGCUUUGCCAUCGUCAUCUGGGGGAUCCUGACCCAGAAGAAGCCGUUUGCGGACGAGAAGAACAUUCUGCACAUCAUGGUGAAGGUGGUGAAGGGCCACCGCCCCGAGCUGCCGCCGCUCAGCCGGGCCCGGCCUCGUGCUUGUGGCCGCCUCCUGCAACUCAUGCAGCGUUGCUGGCACGGGGACCCUCAGGAGCGCCCCUCCUUCCAAGAGAUCACGUCCGAGACCGAGGGGCUAUGUGAGAGACCGGACGAAGAGGGGCCGGAGACCACCCAGGACCCAGAGGGAAGGAGCCCGCCGGAAACCAGGAGUGAGGUGAGGACUGCCCGUCUGCCUCGGGCCUCGGCACCACCCCUGGAUGAGGACCGCAGCCUGGCAGAGCUGUUGUCACAGCUGGACUCAGGCAUCUCGCAGAGCCUGGAGGGCCCCGAGGAGUUGAGCCGCAGCGCCUCCGAGUCCCAGCUCCCGUCCGGGUCGGGCAGCGGCAGCAGCGGCAAGAGGCUUUCGGGGCUGUCGUCGGUGGACUCUGCCUUCUCUUCCCGAGGCUCCCUAUCUCUGUCCUUUGAGCGUGAGCCUUCGAGCAGCGAUCUGGGAGCCACGGACACGCAGAAGAGGAAGCUGGUGGAGGCAGUGCUGAGCGGGGACACGGGGCGGCUGAUGAAGCUGCUGCAGCCGCAGGACGUGGACCUGGUGGUGGACGGCGGUGCCAGCCUGCUGCAUCUGGCCGUGGCUGCGGGCCAGGAGGACUGUGUCAAGUGGCUACUGCUCAACAACGCCAACCCCAACCUCACGGACCGUCGGGGGGCCACCCCGCUGCACGCCGCCGUGGCCAAGCGAGAGCGUGGUGUCCUGGAGCUGCUGCUGGCCCGCCGGCUGAGCGUCAACGCGGCUGACGAGGACCGCUGGACAGCGCUGCACUUCGCUGCGCAGAAUGGGGACGAAGGCAGUGCUCGGCUGCUGCUGGAGAGAAACGCAGCCGUGAACGAGGCAGAUGCCGAGGGCCGCACGCCGCUGCAUGUGGCCUGCCAGCAUGGCCAGGAGGCCGUGGUCCGCGUGCUGCUCCGGCGUGGUGGUGACGUGGGUCUGCGGGCCAAGGGCGCGUGGCUGCCCUUGCACUACGCCGCCUGGCAGGGCCACCUGCCCAUCGUGCGGCUGCUGGCCAAGCAGCCCGGGGUGAGCCUGGACGCCCAGACGCAGGACGGCAGGACGCCCCUGCACCUGGCCGCGCAGCGUGGCCACUACCGCGUGGCCCGCAUCCUCAUCGACCUGCGCUCCGGCCUGGACGUGCGGACCCGGCUGGAGCAGACGGCGCUGCAUGUGGCGGCCGAGACGGGCCACACCAGCACCGCACGGUUGCUUCUGAACCGCGGGGCGGACCGGGAGGCGGUGACAGACGAGGGCUGCACCGCCUUGCACCUGGCCGCCCGCCACGGCCACCUGGCCACGGUCCGGCUGCUUCUGGAGGAGCAGGCCAACGUGCUGGCCCGGGGGCCACAAAACCAGACGGCGCUGCACCUAGCCGCUGCUGCGGGCCAUGCCGACGUGGUGGAAGAGCUGGUGCGGGUGACCGAGGGGCUGGGCCUGGCUGAGCUGGACCUCGGGCAGCUGUUGUCUUCCCGGGCCACGUGGGGCCGGCCCAACACCACCGCGGCGGAGACCCUCAACAGACGCGUCCGGCCACGCGGCCCUGCACCCCUGCUGCGGAGAAGCAAGACUUAG